GUGUGUUUGCUGAUCCACGAUGGUGUUUUUCACUUGUAACGCGUGUGGAGAAUCGCUGAAGAAAGCCCAGAUACAAAAACACACGUCUAUGUGCCGGGGAUGCCAGGUCCUCUCCUGUAUUGACUGUGGAAAAGAUUUCUGGGGUGAGGACUAUAAGAGCCACGUGAAGUGCAUCAGCGAGGAUCAGAAGUAUGGAGGGAAGAACUACGAGGCCAAAGCAAACAAAGGAGAUGUGAAGCAGCAGCAGUGGAUUCAGAGUGUCCAGUCGGCGAUGGAUAAGCCUGGUGUGAGCGCAAAACUGCGCUCUGUGCUCCAGCAGGUCGCAGCUUACGACAACGUCCCACGCAAGAAAGCCAAGUUUCAAAACUGGAUAAAGAACAGCCUGAGGAUUUAUGACUCCAAUCUGCAGGAUCAAGUCUGGGAGAUCUUCUCCUCUUCUCAAAAUCCUGAUAAGAAAGCCGUCCAGCCCGAGCACGCAUCUCCACCAGCGCCGCCCGCGCAGGAAGAACAAGUCAAAGGCGAGGAGAAGCAGAAGAAGAACAAGAGAGAGAGAAAAGAAGAGCGACAGAAGAAGGGUAAAAAAAAGCGAACGGAAGAUGAGCAGAACGGAGAGAAUGGCGUAGAAGAGCCUCGGGAGAAGAAAAAGAGGAAGCGAAAAGCAGAGGAAGGAGAGAGUGUGAAGGGGAAGAAAAGGAAAGAGGAAUGUGAAGAGAGACAAAACCUGAAAGAAGUAGAGGAUGAACAAGAGGAAGCACAAGAGGAGUCCAACACUAAAGGGAAGUUUAACUGGAAGGGAACUAUAAAGGCAGUUCUCCGUCAGGCUCCAGAAGAAGGCAUCGCGCUCAAGAAGCUCCGCAAAAAGGUUUUCUCAGCGUAUUAUGCUUUCAGUGCAGAAGACAACCAUAAAUCCGAGGAGGAGCUGUUUUCUCUGUUCAACAAGAAGCUAAAAAACCCAAAGUUUAAGAUCCUGAAAGAAAAAGUCACACUUGUUAAAUAAUGCUUCUUUUGCACAUUUUUCCCACACCGUUUUAUCCUGUCCAUCAAACACAGUUUCAUCCCAUCCAUGUAUAUUUUUCUUAAAAUAAACGUUCUUCCUAAAAAAAGA
Messenger RNA from Silurus meridionalis, 1105 nucleotides. It is a transcript of the gene lyar, whose product is annotated as Ly1 antibody reactive homolog (mouse). Lineage: Eukaryota; Metazoa; Chordata; Actinopteri; Siluriformes; Siluridae. Gene Ontology annotation, molecular function: DNA binding. Gene Ontology annotation, biological process: rRNA processing; negative regulation of transcription by RNA polymerase II. The record is from RefSeq and is a predicted model, not a curated record. Gene Ontology annotation, cellular component: nucleolus. The transcript has 8 exons. The coding region runs from base 20 to 997 and encodes 325 amino acids.